AUGUCCGAGCCUGAAUGCAAAGAAGCCGUCGGGGCCACAGGCCAAAGAAUGCUACUUGGCGGGCCCGCCGAGAAGACGCUGGUGAGGAAGUUGGACUUGCAUAUCAUUCCGGUAGUCAUGCUUCUGUAUCUCCUGAGUUUCUUGGACCGUGUCAAUAUCGGCAAUGCCCGGCUUUAUGGAUUGGAAGAAGAUUUGGGGAUGCAUGGAAACAUGUAUCAGACGGCUGUCUCGCUGCUGUUCGUCACGUAUAUCCUAUGCGAAGUACCAUCCAACCUUGUCUUGAAGAAAUUCACCCCGUCUCGCUGGAUAGCAUUUAUUGCCACCUCAUGGGGCAUUGUCGCAACCCUGGGGGGAGUGGUCCAGUCCUACGGGGGCCUCAUUGCCGUCCGCCUGGUUCUCGGAGCCGUUGAAGCCGGCCUGUUCCCAGGACUGGCCGUGUAUCUGACCUUCUUCUACACCAAGAACGAGCUGGCCGUCCGUAUCGGAUAUCUCUUCGUCUCCGCAGCUAUGGCUGGUGGCUUCGGGGGUCUCCUUGCUUACGGAAUUGGACACAUGCAAGGCGUUGCAGGACUGAGCGGCUGGAGAUGGAUCUUCAUCCUGGAAGGGAUGCCGACUGUGUUCAUGGGUAUCGCAACACUUUGGCUGCUGCCAAAUAAUCCUGAAACAGCUUACUUCCUCACGGACGAGGACAAGAAACUGAUCGGUAUCCGGAAAGCUUGCGAGUAUGGUCAGACUGCCGCGGCCCAGGAAUUCUCCAAAAAAGACGUAAUGAAGGGCUUUACGGACUGGAAGUGUUGGGCAUUUUACUUUGGUCAAUUUGGUGUGGAUACGAUGCUCUACGGCUUCUCCACUUUCCUACCAACCAUCAUCUCACAGCUCGGUAAAUGGACAAUAGCACAGACUCAGCUCCUCACCAUCCCCUGCUACUUCCUAGGCGGAGUCGUCUACAUGAUCAUAGCCCACCUCUCCGACCGCACCUGCCGCCGCGCCCCCUUCGUCCUCGCAGGCUGCACAUCCAGCAUGAUCGGCUACGGGAUCCUCCUCUCGCGUGCUAGUCCCGGCAUCCACUACCUCGGCUGCUUCUUCGUCGCGGCCGGUCUCUACGUCGCAGCCGGCAUCCCCCUCGCCUGGCUCCCGAAUAACAAUCCGCGGUACGCCAAGCGGACGACGGCGACGGGCCUGCAGCUGACGAUCGGUAACUGCGCUGGGAUCCUCAGCAGCUUCAUCUACCCGACGGUGGACAGGCCGCGGUACGUGCGAGGCCACGCGGUGACGCUGGGCAUGAUCGGCUUUUCAGGCCUCAUGUAUGCGACCAUGUGGUUUGUGUACGACCGCGCGAACCGGAGACGAGAUGCGGGUUUAGAGGAUUGGAAGGUGCCGCUGGGUAUGAGCGACGAUGAGGUGGCGGACUUGGGAGACGAGAGUCCGCGGUACAGGUUCACCAAGUAG
This is a messenger RNA of Drepanopeziza brunnea f. sp. 'multigermtubi' MB_m1, 1449 nucleotides long. RefSeq lists its product as uncharacterized. Gene Ontology annotation, biological process: transmembrane transport. Gene Ontology annotation, cellular component: membrane. The record is from RefSeq and is a predicted model, not a curated record. Gene Ontology annotation, molecular function: transmembrane transporter activity. Lineage: Eukaryota; Fungi; Ascomycota; Leotiomycetes; Helotiales; Drepanopezizaceae.